AUGAAGCAGAUAUUGUCUUUACACCGUGAAAUUUGCAACACGCUCAACUUAAAACCCAACAGGCUACCAGAAUUUUAUCCAAAGCUUAAGGCAAAAUUAGCUUCUUCGUGGAAAGCGCAGGCGCUAUUCAAGAAGUUCGAUGCUCGAGCGAAUCACAAAGUGUAUGGAAAGGGAAAGAUUUGUCCAGAAACCAGGGUCAUGAUAAUUGGUGCUGGUCCGUGUGGUCUUCGAGCUGCUAUAGAAUGUCAGUUGCUGGGUGCCAAAGUGGUGGUAAUUGAGAAACGAGACAGACUCUCGCGCAACAAUGUUCUGCACCUCUGGCCUUUUGUGAUACACGACCUCAUGGCGCUCGGCGCGAAGAAGUUCUUUGGGAAAUUUUGCGCCGGUUCCAUCAACCAUAUAAGCAUACGACAGCUGCAAUGUAUACUGAUGAAGGUUUCACUAUUGUUAGGUGUUGAAAUAUUUGAGGGUGUAGCUUUUGAAGAACUUUUGCAACCGUGUGUAUCAAAAACUCAGGAAAUUCUAGGAUGGCGUGCGCGGGUUUCCCCGGAUCAUCCCGUAUCCCAAUAUGAGUUCGACGUGCUGAUAGGCGCAGACGGAAAGAGAAACACGCUCAAAGGUUUUAAAAAGCACGCCUUCAGAGGGAAGUUGGCCAUCGGGAUCACCGCUAAUUUCAUCAAUCGUCAUACGGAACGAGAGGCUGCGGUACCAGAAAUCAGCGGCGUCGCAUACAUAUUCUAUCAAAAGUUUUUCAACGAACUGAACGCUGCGACAGGGAUUGAUCUGGAAAAUAUUGUCUAUUACAAGGAUGACACACAUUACUUUGUUAUGACGGCCAAGAAGCAAAGUCUUAUUAAAAAAGGAGUUCUACGAUACGAUUACCCAGAAGUCUCUCGCUUGAUAAGCAAAGAGAACAUGGAUAGAGAUGCGCUGAUGCAGUACGCGCGGGAGGCAGCGCAAUACGCGACGAACGAUCGUUUGCCAACGCUCGACUUCGCUGUAAACCAAAGUGGCGAGCCAGAUGUGGCUCUGUUUGACUUUUCAACCAUGUACACGUCAGAAAAUGCCAGUAUUGUAUACGAGCGUCACGGCAGAAGAAUUCUCUGUCAGCUGGUUGGCGAUAGUCUGCUCGAGCCAUUCUGGCCCACGGGUUCAGGCUGUGCCCGCGGGUUCCUGUCGGCGCUGGACGCCGCGUGGGCCGUGCGCAGUUGGGGCCAAAACCCCCCACCACACCCCCUACUCGUGAUUGCGGAGCGCGAGAGCAUCUACAGGCUUUUGCCUCAAACGACGACGGAUAAUCUGCAACGCGACUUUGGCGCGUACACGCUGGAUCCGUGCACAAGAUACCCUAACUUGAAUCGAACGUGUGUCACCCCUAACAAAGUGACAAGCUACUACCAGUCGGAUGAUCCUUUGCCUUUGGACAUCACAACGUCCCCUAAGAAACGGCGACGAGAUCCGGAAAUUUCGCAAGAAGCAAUUAUAGCAUGGGUUGGGUACGCUGAGCCGGGAAUUCGCAAGGCUGCUAGUCCCCAAGCGCUGUACGACCUGGUCAAGAGAUACCGGCCCGACCUAUUGACAGACGAAACACCGGACACCGACAUUUAUACUCUUUUACAUGAUAACUUUGGAAUCCCGUUGUUAUCAAACGACCUGAGUGAAUUACCUGAAUCGAAGAUACGCGCUUUUUUGACGCGCGUUUUUUACGCGUUCAAGGGCGAAGUACCACAUAUCCAGCACGAUUCAAACUUAUUUAACGAGUUAAUAAUCCAGAAGAAAAACAGUUAUCGUUCAUCGGUACCCGCUUACACUUAUGCCGCGCAGAAAGAUAAAUCUCACUCUCCCAAACGAAAGCGACGGUCGCCGGGAUGCAAAGUAAGUGACGUUUUCGUUGAAAACAUUUCAUCUCUAAUCGACAAAUUAGACUUGAACGAAAUCCGACUCUUAUCACACCCCAGUACUUCAAGUGAAGAUCUUAAUACCGAUAAAAUUAACAAACUACAAGAAGAAAUAACUGCACUGUUGAAGAGGAGGGAUUCUACAGAACGAGAAAUGCUCACAAAACUUGUGGCUGAUAUGGGGCAGCGCGAUAUAAACAUUCGUUGCACUGUGAACCCCAAACAAAAUAUAGCCAAGUUCUUUGGGAGCGAAGAACGGGUUACAGUAAAACCACCGUCCAGGAAACUUAAAGGGCUCGACCCUGAAACGAUCAAACUUCCUCGCUACGAGGCCCUUUGUGGUGACCACGUGUCUAAAUACGAGGUGGAACCUAUGAUAGACAAUGCUCCAUGUAAAUUGGGACAAGAAAAAAAUAAAUCAUUUGAAGAGAUAUUACAUUAUCAAUCUAUUCCUAAUUUAAGCAUGACACAAAGCCCCACUUGGGAAAGAACAAUUUCUGAGCCAGACUUACUGGCUCUAACUAGUGACAGUGUGAGAGAAAGGCGAGAGUUUUUUGAACUGCAACGAAACAACGACACAAUUGUCCGUCAAGAUAUAGUACUUGAAAAUCGGAGUAAUUCAAUCGAAAAUCUACGGAAAUCUAUAGCGGACCUCAUAGACGGAAAGCAACCAUACAUACCCAAGCAAAUUGUAUCUAUAGCACGAGAUACUGAAUUUGAAAGUUUGAAAAAGGAGUUUUUAAAAUUUUUAUUUGAGAAGGCUAAAUGUAACGAAACGAAAACGAAACGAGAGAGACGUGGUCCCGACGAGAUAGCUCGUAAAAAGCAAAAACUUGCCGAUAUGGUGGAGAGGAACAAAGCACAGCCUUUAAGCAGCCCCGGGCGACGGAAGGCUGCUCGCGAGAUUACAAAGCAGCGGUACCAGAAGAGCCUUCAACUACUGCUGCUCGAGCCCCGCCUGGAACUGGUUUCACAGAUCGACCUGGAGAACGACUACGGGCUACAACAAUACCGGGCGAGCGCGCCCAAGUUUCAAGAACGCGUUCAGAAAUUCGAGGCGAAACUGCAACAUGGUGAAGGUAAACUCAUAAAUGAACCGUUGAAAGCAAGUAGUAGUGGGAUUCGUGUAGCGCGACUUGCUGCGGAACUUUCAAACACACCAGCCAUUCCUACACCCAAAGCUUCCAAGCCAAAAGACUUAAUGAGAUCCGUGGGGAAGAUAAGUCAUCAAGACUGGAACGUAAAACUCAUAGAGAGGAAAAUCACAGAGAAUAGGCUCGGCAGGCCGGGUCCGUCCGCUGCAGAAAGAGUUCCUAAGUGGGAUCGAGAACAAUUUCUAGGAAGACAACGGCGCCUGCAGGAAGGCGAUUCGAAUGAUGAAAAGUGGGACGAAAUCGACACCACCAUCCAAAAAAUCGACCUGAAAUUGAGUGACACCGGCCGACCCCAACAUGGUACUAAAAAGGUGGCAAAAUUGGCGGAGAAGUUCGUGAGCGGCAAACCCGAGCCUAAACAAGAGAACAAACAGAAAGAAGACUCGAAGAAAGUUUGGCGCGGGCAGUUGGCGACCGGCAAGCAGUGUCCGGUGUGUGAGGAGUGCGUGUACGCAGCCGAGAGCGUCUCCGCCGACGGUAUGCAGUUUCAUCGCGCGUGCUUCCGUUGCGCUGUGUGCAACAACGUUCUCAAACCCGGGGAAUACACGAGGGAGCGUUUCGGCGUCCGCCUUGUUUGCUUACGUCAUGCGACGGCGUAUGACGCCCUACUCGAGAACGUGGCUAAGAACGAUUACACAUACGAAACGCCACAAGUUACACCCGAAAGGAUAUUUAUUGAACUAUCAGAGGACGGCGGUCUCGAGAUAGACGAAGACGAAUGGACGGACCGAAACUUCAUUACUUCGGAGGCAUCAGCGGCGGGGGACCUAAGCGCGGAGUCCAGUCCUGAAGAUAACGCAGAAGAUCAGGAUAAUGCGGGUGAUGAUGACCAGAGCGAGCCAGCUGAGCGGCCGCCCCGCGCAGUCCCGUCUAGUCAGUUCUCGGACGAUUCCCACGGCUACGACGACUACUCAGAUGACGGCGCAGAGUCCAGUAACGAGUCGCUAUCAAACAUGCGUGAGGCACGCGAGGCGCGGCGUCGUGAGGUCCCAACGAAUGCGCCUCCGCCCUAUACCAGCAGCGAGAUGGAGACCGACGACGAGAGUGAUUCGAGCGACGAUGAAAAAUCAUCAGCAACUGAAGUGUCAACCGAUAGUGAAUUUGCCCGGGAAGAGAGUAUUGCUGUACCCGCCCCGCCUGCUAUUUUAGUCACGGAAGUUCCCCCCACAAUUGUACCGCCACCGCAAGACUACCCGCUAAGCAGGACCAAGUCAGCUGGGGGACUGGCGACGAAACGCGCUCUCGAGCUCAAGCGAAAAUAUUUAUUAGGGGAACCCAGUCCACCAACUGUCAGAAAGUCAGAAUCCACCUCCCAUAUAGAUAGCAAACUCGAAGCGUUUCGCUCGAACAUCACGGAAUUCCAGAAAAUGUUAAACCCCGCUACUCCUCUUCCCCAACCCGUUACGACAUAUCUCGCGCACCAAAUUAUAUGCGAAGAGAAGAAACCUGAAAAGCCCAUUCCGGACAUAAUUAAAAAUCUAGCCGACCAAGUCUCCGUAGAUUUGCUUACGAAAGGGGAUCCCGCUGUGAUUUCUAAAGUCCAGGAACCGAUCAAAGACGAAACCGAACCAGAUCUGGAGACAGACUCGCUAUCAGAUUCCUCUAAUUCAGAAGUCCUGCAGAAUCAAUCUGUGCCAAGGGUGGAAGUGCACGACGAAGGAGGAGAACUUAUACAGCUAGAUAGCUUAAUUCUAGUCAGUAAUGAGAUUGAAGAAGCAGAAGAGAAAGUGUCGAGAACGGCGACGUCAUCUGGACCAACGGUCGUCGCAGUCGAGUCGGAAUCUUCCGAGUCGUGCAAGGACGCCACCACAUUAGCGCUUACGGAAACAGAAUUAUCUGACUGGGCAGCAGAGAGUGUGGUGCUAGACGAAUGUGGCAUAGAUGAGAACAGCGAACUAAACCGGAACAAAAAUCCUAGAUCGUUGAGCGGUCCUAAAUUAGUUCACGAUGCUAAAAACAUUGAGAGUAUAGCUACACAUAUCUGCGGCCGGGGCAGUCCGGAACUAGUUGUGUAUUCGAAUGCCCCUGAGCACUUCGAGUUCGCAGAUGAAGGUGAUCCGGAUCCUGUUUUGGAAGCGGCAGUAACCUCUAACGACGGUUAUAUGGAAUUGGUCGACGACGACUACGAGCCAUAUUCGACUAGCAGAGACCGAUCUAUGAAUUUUAUUGAACGAGUAUAUUCCGACACUACAGUGAAAUCUGAUCCGAACGAUACGCUCGAGAAAAUAACGUCGAAUUUAUCGGAAACCCUCGAAUUUAUAGACAGCCCGGACUCAAAAUCGGAAAGCAUGUUGAACGACACAGAAAUCGUAUCCAAACCGACUACUGCGUCUAACUCUAGUGAUAUGAAAAACGAAAAGAACGAGGAGGGCGCUAGUCUUAGUGUCACUUCUAACAGCUCAUCAUAUAAUCCCAUAAGUAUAGAAGAUAGUGUAAGUAUAAACGAAGCGGUAAACAAGGCCAAAGUUCAAAUGCAAUCCAUAUCGUUAACGGCGCCACCACGAAGUGUUUUUGACAGAACCGACGUGUCUAAGAUCAACAGCGUCAGCAGGAAAAACUUUCUGCAAGAUUUCUCGCCUCCUGUGAUAAUCGAGACAAACGGCAAUGCAUCUAGUCUUAUGAUACAUCCCCUAAGUGGACCGCGGUCGCACAACUUACGAACGUACUCGCCAGCAAUUUGUCGAUCGGCAAGUGAAACAUUCACCGUGAAUUCUCGAAAAGCCAAUCCACCAGCCUGCGACAAUAACUGGUCUAUAUCGGGAAGCACGCCUACAGUGCAAAACCACGCGAGCACCCAAGUCAACAGAGUGGAAGAGCUAAAGCGGGAAAGGGAGAACCAAAUUGAGGUGGUCAAGCGGCUGGUUCUGGAACGGCUGGGCGGAGCUAAAGUUUGUAGGAAGUCUACUCGAAGAAGUAGAGUUUCACCUUCAAGUUUGAUGCCACCACCUGUCCCCCCGCCGCCCAUCCUCGCAACUCCUCCGUCGCCGCUUCUUCGAGCGCCACUUCAACCGACUCCCUUUCCAGCGGCCCCUAAAGGGUCGUCAUCGCUUCCGCGCACCGCCUUAUCCGUUCAAUCGUCGUUCUCUGAUCCAGAGCUGACCAGACAACACCGACCCAAGAGCUUCAUGAAGAGCAUAUCCAAUUAUUUCAACAAGCGCCUGGGGCCUCGACAUAAGUGUGUAUCGGAGCCGGACCUGACGACGCACAAUAAUCAAGACUACGCGUCAAGGAGGACUUUGGAAGGGCCCCCCGUGCCUCCUCCGCCGGUGGAAGAAUCAGUGAGGGAGCCCAAAGCCCCGCCGGUACCCCCACCUCCCCUUGAUGUCCCAGGACCCCCAGUACCACCGCCCCCCAUCACAAACACCUCCCAAAGACUGAGUCAAGCUAAAGCCCCACCAGUACCACCGCCCCCAGCCAGCUACGACCCACCCAGCCGCAUUGCGAGGCAGGAAGCAGAGACAGUAGCUGAAAUAUUGGAGUUGUCUGCUCGACAUAACGCGCACGAAGCGAUGAAAACAGCUGUUCGCAGGAACGAGUACAAAUGCGAAAAGUGCGGUCGCGACUCCCGGACGUGCCACGAACAUUAA
Leptosia nina is the source of this 6639-nucleotide messenger RNA. NCBI's taxonomy places the organism in Eukaryota, Metazoa, Arthropoda, Insecta, Lepidoptera, Pieridae. The record is from the annotation of a GenBank genome assembly.